AACGAUGGUAACUAUGGCAAGGUGCAGCUUAUAUCUAUGCCGCGUACCUCAGUUUUGUGUUAUGCAGAACUAGAUGUUCCGAGUCAAGUAUUGAUCCCGUGUUGCAAAAAGGCGUCGAGGCAAAUAGUCCCCACUCAGCUGCGGGAGUUACUCAAGAAAUGCUGACGUCGUUGUCCACGAGGUGGCUUGCAAAACGUUGCAGGGCUGGCACAAGCGUUAAAAGGACCGGUACUCCGUAUGAGAGGACAACGCAUUCUUCGUUUUCUCUAUUCCAUGCUCACUUUCUCUCCUUGUGUAUAUUGAAGCAGAAUCGAGAGCGAAAUUUUUUGCUUAAUUGUUGCAGCAGGAUUCUUCAGAUGAUGGCAUCCUCUGUAUUUUUCACAUCCCACUCUUACACCGCGUGCGCGACUUUGCUCGUCUACGACCUGCUCCUUCUGUUCCCCACUGAGAUUAAUUAUGUAUGGCUUCCUCGACCCACACAUCCUCAUCUGCUGCUGUUCGCAUUGAACCGCUACUCACCCUUGGUCGAUAUGGCGCUGACCAUCAAUUGGCUCUUGCAUAAGUCCACUCCCGCUGACUGUCACCGGUUUUACAUCAUUGUAAGCCCAUUCGCGCUUACUGGGAUUUUCAUAUCGCAGGUAAUCCUCAUGAUCCGCACGUAUGCGAUAUGGGAUAGGCGCAGGGCGAUAUUCUGGUGUUUUAUCGGGAUUGGGAUCUUCUGUUUCAUACCGACGGUCAUUUGCAUGGCCAUGGAACUCAAGACGGCUCAAUUCGUCGCUUUGCCCAACCACCCUGACUGCUUGAAUGUGUCUCCUCCAUACCUCCUGGCAGUGGCAUUUAUCUUUAUGCUCGUUAUAGAUACGAUCAUUGCUUUGCUCACGCUCUUCAAAGGCGUAGAGCACCUUCGGCGGUCAAACCACCCUUUCCUUACGGAAUUCUACGCCUCUGGGAUGCUCUUCUACAUAUGCAUCUUCAUCAUAUCCCUCGCCAAUAUCCUUGUCCCCAUGUGGGCCCCGGAUCUCAUAGGUUUCCUCAGUGGCUUCCAGCGCAUCUUCCAUUCAAUUCUGUGCAACCGUGUCAUGUUGCUCAUCCUCAAGCAGAGACAGCGCUCUCCUACAGAGGAUCCAUACACGGGCGACGUUGGACUGUCUGACACCGCGCAGUAGGUUAUACCCAAGCAUGUCUCUUUAUGGCAUUACUGUGCAUAAAAUAUCCACCAGCUCAGGUUGAACACAGUAAGAGACCCAUGCGUUUCUAAUACCAAAAACAAGCGUUUCGGUUUCAGGAUGAGUACUUCAUAGAAGAGGUAAUAUUAUUAAAUAGCACCUCUGAUAGGUCAUGCUCUCUCGAUGGCCUUCUAGGUUACUUUGCCUUGAGGUAAAGA
Messenger RNA from Guyanagaster necrorhizus, 1384 nucleotides. RefSeq lists its product as uncharacterized. The record is from RefSeq and is a predicted model, not a curated record. The transcript has 4 exons. The coding region runs from base 159 to 1166 and encodes 335 amino acids. NCBI's taxonomy places the organism in Eukaryota, Fungi, Basidiomycota, Agaricomycetes, Agaricales, Physalacriaceae.